UUGAUUUAAUCAUAAUUAUUACUAUAUUACAUGGAAUUACUUGACAAUAAGAGCUCAAGCAGUAGCAAGGGGUCAGCAAUGGAAGUUGACCACCCAUUCCCUCUUAAACCAGAAUCUUCGAGGAUGGGAAGACCAGUGAUGAUAUAUAGCAAUCACUAUAAGUUCAAAUGCAACACUGGCGGAAGAAAUGUCCUCUUUGAAUACCAAGUGAAAACUGCACCUCAGCUGACAUGCCACUCUAAUGAAGAGAAGUUGAAGAUGGCUAAGAUAGUAAAGAAGCUUAGACCAAAACUAGAGGGUUACUUCGAGAAUCAUGUCUACUGGGAAGGCUUUAUCUACUCCUUUGAGAAGGUUGAUGAGAUUAGCACCAUUACUGAAGAAGAGAUCGAAGAAGAUGGAGUCACUUACAUGGUCAGCAUUGAUCUUCAUGCUGACUUGACCUUUGAGAACCCAAGAGUCACAAGGUUCUUCAGAGCCUUCUUCAAUCAGAUGUUGAAGAAGUGCAAGCUAAGACUCACUAGAGCCGGAAAGCACUUCGAUCCAAGAAAGCCAAUGGAGCUUGAAGGAGUAAACAUGUACAGAGCUUACUUCAACACCAUGAGGACCUUUGGAGGAAACAUCUAUCUGAACAUGAACCCUUCAGUGAAAUUCUUUCAACAAGAGCCUCUACUAGACAAGAUGUACGACAUGGGCAAUGAGAGGCAAGUCAGAGAUGGACUUAUUGGUAGAUCUGUGAUGACAAUCUACAACAACAGAGUCUAUAAGAUUGAUGAUAUAGACUUCAGCAAAAAUCCAAGGAAUACUUUCUUCUGUGACCAGCACAGUAAGAACAAGGAGAUGAGCUUUGGUGACUACAUCUUUGAGAACUAUAAGUGCAAGGUCAAUGACUAUUCCCAGCCAAUGCUCAAGCACCACAACAUGAGAACCAAUCAAGAUCUUUACCUGAUUCCCGAGUUCUGUGUCUUAACUGGAAUCACUGAAGAACAGAAGGGAAGGAACUUCAGAGCCAUUAAAAAUGACAUGUUUGCUAAUGCUCAGACCAAGAAUGAGCAAGCAAAGUUCUUUUUCCAGACUCUGAAGAAGGACAAGAAGGCUUAUGAAGAACUAACUGAAAAGUGGAAAAUCGAGAUCAACGAAUCCCCAAUCAAAACUCAAGCAUAUAAGUUAACCCCAGCCAAAAUCUAUGGAGGGAAGAAGGCAUCAUUUGAUCUAUCAAGGAUGAAGAGAGACUUUUCUAGAGAGUUCAGUGUUCCCUUCAAGGCAAAGAAGAUCAAUGGAUGGGCUAUUAUUUAUGGAAAGUACAGCUCUAGAGAACAUCAGACCUUCAUGAAGCAACUCAAACAGACUGUUACUGUUGAUUUUGAGUACAAAUGUACGAAGCCUAUCGAAAUUCAGUUAAGAGGUGAUGACAGAAGACCUCAGACAUGGAUUGAUACUAUUUAUGACCUUCAGAAAGAGAAUCAGCUUGAUGUUAUCAUCUGUAUUGCUCCUGGAAGGAAGGGAGCCUCUCCAAUUUAUGAACCCCUCAAGUAUUACCUCCAAACAGAGUGAAAUGUAGCAUCUCAGGUUAUUCUUUCAGAGACUAUUAAGAGAAACUUUAAGAGUCUUAGAAACAUCAUGAAGAAUCUUAUGAUCCAGAUCUCAGCAAAAUUGGGAGACUCUCCGUGGGCCUACAAGAGCCUUCCUUUGAUGGAUAGGCCAACCAUGAUUAUUGGUAUGGAUGUCUGCCAUAGAGUAGGUAAAAACAAGAAGUCAGUGCUUGGCUUUGUAGCCUCAAAGGAUAAGUAUGUGGCAUCAUACUACAGUGCAUCUGUUUCACAAGGUGAGAAACAAGAGAUUGCUUUCUCUAUAGAGAAGCUUUUCCAGGAAGCUAUCCAAGAGUUCAUUAAAACCAACAGUGUUGCUCCAGAGAGAAUCAUCAUUUACAGAGAUGCAGUAUCUGAAGGGCAAUCUGAAGCUACACUGAAAACUGAAGUCCCACAGCUUGCUCAAGCUAUCCAGAAUUUGAUGGACGUUGGUGAAAUGGAGACUGAGCCAAGUAUCUUAUUCCUUCUUGCCAACAAGAGAAUUGAACAAAGGUUUUUCACUCAAGAUAGAAAAUUCAUGCAAAAUCCAGACAGAGGACUUGUCAUUGAGAGUGAAAUAACUAGGCCAGACAGAUUUGAAUUCUACAUGAUCUCUCAUGCAGGCCCAACAGGCCUCCAAUGCCCAGUAAGAUACGAGGUGAUCAAGAAUACCUUCACAGACCUUGAUCCAAAGGAUUUAUAUGACCUCACCAAUUCCCUCUGCUAUGGUUUCUACAACCUUCAAGGAGCUGUUAGGAUUCCAGCUCCUAUCAUGUAUGCACAUACUAUGUGCAAUCAGAUUUCAAAGAUCUGUAGUCGUCAGCCAGCAGUUGCUGAAACUCCAGAUGCUUUCAAGAAUCAGCUUUAUUAUAUCUAAUGAAUAUUCUCAGUAUUAAUUGAUUAAUAAUCAAUAUUUCAAUA
Moneuplotes crassus is the source of this 2486-nucleotide messenger RNA. The record is from the annotation of a GenBank genome assembly. Lineage: Eukaryota; Ciliophora; Spirotrichea; Euplotida; Euplotidae.